AUGGAGAAAUUGCACAAAUUACAGGCAACUAUUUUCCAACAGGCUCCUACUGCUCCAGAUGGACGGACUGAUGCGGAAGCCGCAGCAACACCCCCAGUGACCCAGACAUCGCUACUCCACGAUUUAACUCAUCUAGGCCGAGAGAAUGCCGCGACCAUGGUCCAAGCGUUCACCACAUUGAUCUCAGGAGAGCCGUUGAACGACAAGGAGCUGUUGCUCGAGCAUGGCGUGCACAUGCUUCAAUCUCUGCCUCCCAAUAGCGGACUGGGCGCAAAGGCCGCCGGUGGCUUCAUUAAGAUGCUAUGGGAUGACUUGCCUCACCCACCAGGAACCAUUGCUGGCCCGACAACCAGAUACAGGAGGCACGACGGAGGCAGUAACAAUCUCUGGGACUCUGAGCUGGGCAAGGCCGGCUCACCUUACAGCCGAAGCGUGCCACCAAUGAAACCAAAAGGUCCCAACUUGCCAGACGUGGAACUCGUCUUUGAGUAUCUGCUCAAGCGAAAGGAAGGAAAGUUUCGCAAACACCCAUCCGGGCUCAACCGAUUGUUCUUCUCCUUCGCCACAGUCGUCAUCCACGAGUGCUUCCAGACUUCAAGGGACAACAAGUGGGUAAACGAGACGUCCAGCUAUGUCGACCUCAGCACGCUCUACGGUAACACGGCCAAAGAACAAGAGCGAGUGCGGACCUACAAGAAUGGAUUGGUCUAUCCUGAUUCGGUGGCCUCGGAGAGAAUCAUGCUGAUGCCACCGGGCGUCAUUGCUGUUUUGAUGAUGUUUUCGAGGAACCACAACCACAUUGCCGAAACGCUCUUGUCCAUCAAUGAACAGGGGACCUAUGGAGAAUGGGAUAGAUUGACCGAAGACAAGCAGAAAAAGCAAGAUGAAGACAUCUUCCAGCUCGCCAGAAACAUAAACGUCGGCUUCUUUGCUUUAGUGGUGCUGAGAGACUACGUCGCUGCCAUCUUGAAUACCCCUCGCGCCAAUUCCGACUGGUCGCUGAAUCUGGGAGAGGAGAUCAAGUCGGCACAAGGACGUGUUGAGAGAGGAUCGGGUAACGCGGUCUCGGUUGAGUUUGCAGUCCUGUAUCACUGGCACGCUGCACUCAGUGCAGCGGACGCAAAGUGGAUGGAAGACAUGAUCAGUCAGUAUGGCCCACGUCUCAACUCCCUUGACGAAAUGACGCCGAAGGACUUCUGGGAAAUGGCUGCGAACAUCACCAAAGAGAUGAUGUCCAAACCCGCCAAGGAAUGGAUAUUUGGAGGUCUCAAGCGUGGACCAGAUGGCCGUUUUGACGACGCCGACCUAGGCCGCCUUAUCAAAGAUUGCAUCGAAGAGCCCGCUCACGCAUUUGGUGCCAACGGGACACCGGCGAGUCUCAAGGUUGUGGAUCUCAUGGGCCAGCUUCAAGCCAGAGAAAUAUUCAAUGUCUGCACACUGAAUGAAUUCCGAAAAUACCUCAACUUGACAGCGUAUAAGAGUUUCUCGGAAUGGAACGAUGAUCCGGAAGUUUCUCGAGCCGCCGAACUCUUGUACGGCCACAUCGACAAUCUUGAACUGUAUCCGGGUCUGCAAGCAGAGUGCACCAAGCCGCCAAUGCCGGGCAGCGGCGUCUGUCCAGGUCAGACAACCGGACGCGGCAUUCUAGACGACGCCGUAGCCCUGGUGCGAGGCGACCGUUUUCUGACCUACGACUUCAACAGCAACACCCUGACCAAUUGGGGGGUAUCCAAACUUGCCGAUCUUCCUGGGGGAACAUAUGGAGGCAUACUCGCCAAGCUGAUCUUCAAUGGCCUUCCAGGCGAGUUUACCGGGACAUCUACAUAUGCUUUGAUGCCGUUCUACACCCCUGAAGCCAUCAAGGGCAUACUCGAAGGCAACAAAGCGCUUGCCAAGUACGAUCUCAAGAGACCUCCACCAAACGUCAUGAAGCUGGUAGGCAUCCAUACUCAAGAAGGUGUGAAGAAGGCCUUCGAAGACCGAGAUACCUUCCACGUAAUGUACCAAGCCGCCAUUCGCAACUGCACCGACGGCCAUGAGUUUAUGAUAGGGUGGGACGAUCGCAAACGCCACGACCCACGUUCCGACACCCUUCACAAGGUCUUCUUCGAAGAUAACUUUGAAAAGAAUCUCUCGCAGUACUUCCGUGAAACGGUCAGGAGCCUGAUUCAGAAAAGCACCUUGAAGUAUCACGACGAACGAAGAUCGAUCGACAUUGUGCGAGACGUCUGCAACGUGACGCCCAUCAUGUGGCUCGCCCGCCGCUUUGCCAUUCCCAUCAAGGACGUGGCCCAUCCUCGCGGCUUGGUCACUAUUCCAGAGCUGUUCGAUAUCUUCCUGGUCCUGUUCAUGUACCAGAGCUUCAACAUCUUGCCGGUCAACGAGUGGAAGCUGAGGGAGGCUGCCGGAACUGUAGCGCCAAUCUUGAGGAAGAUAUUCGAGACUCAUCUCAAGACUCAGCAGGGCUUCACGGAGCACAUCGUGGACUGGCUGACAAAGGGUUCUGCGUAUGAGGUUGGCCCCGAUGCUGACCGUUUCUACCACGCCUUGAACAAAACGGGAAUGAACAUCGGCGAUAUGGUCGGUGACUGUAUCGGCAUGGGCGCCCCCGUUGCGGGUAACAUCACCCAACAGGCUUCCCUCCUGAUUGAUCUCUACCUCAAAGACGAGUACAAACAAUACAAGGCGCGCAUAGUGGAACUUGCACACAAGGACGACGAAGCUUCCGACAAGGAGCUGCUUGGUUUCGUCUUCGAAGGCAUGCGCCACGCCGGUGUUGUGCCCGGUCUUCCUCGCGUGGCUUCGAAGGAUGUCACAUUUGAGGACGGCGCACGCGGUCCAGUCCACAUAAAAGGCGGCCAAUAUGUGCUCAUCGCUACGUCCUCAGCAGCCAUGGAUCCCGCUGCAUUCCCCGACCCCGAGAAGAUCGACCCUCAUCGCCCGAUGUCGUCUUACACUCUCCUUGGGCAUGGCAUGCAUUAUUGUUUCGGCGCCCGAAUUGUUGGACCUGCGCUCGUCGCCACCCUGAAGGAAGUCUUCCGCUUAAAAAAUGUGCGUCGCGCCAACGGACGAUUGGGACACUUCAGCGUCAUCGAGCACGACAUUGCAGGAGUCAAGGCAAAGAUCUAUCUCGAUGCGAAUGCAAAGGAGUCUCCGAUUCCGACGACGCUGCACCUUCUGUAUGAUGAGUGA
Molecule: messenger RNA, 3192 nt
Organism: Cladophialophora carrionii CBS 160.54
Lineage: Eukaryota; Fungi; Ascomycota; Eurotiomycetes; Chaetothyriales; Herpotrichiellaceae
Exons: 3
Coding region: 1-3192 (1063 amino acids)
Biological process (GO): response to oxidative stress
Molecular function (GO): iron ion binding; heme binding; peroxidase activity
Source: RefSeq, a predicted model, not a curated record